Molecule: messenger RNA, 1737 nt
Organism: Hansenula ciferrii
Lineage: Eukaryota; Fungi; Ascomycota; Saccharomycetes; Phaffomycetales; Wickerhamomycetaceae
Gene: HAS1
Product: ATP-dependent RNA helicase HAS1
Exons: 1
Coding region: 1-1737 (578 amino acids)
Biological process (GO): maturation of LSU-rRNA from tricistronic rRNA transcript (SSU-rRNA, 5.8S rRNA, LSU-rRNA)
Cellular component (GO): nucleolus
Molecular function (GO): ATP binding; nucleic acid binding; RNA helicase activity
Source: RefSeq, a predicted model, not a curated record
AUGGCUAAAGAAUUUAAAUCAAAGAAACUCAAUAAGGUUUCCAAACCUAAGAGUGUCAAAGGUAAAGAUUUGAAAUCAAAAGGCACUAAAAGACGUCAUGAAGAAGAAUCUGAUGUUCAAGAAGAUGAUAAUGAAAAAUUAAUUGAUGAAUUAGAUAAUGAUUAUAAUGAAAUUGCUGAAUUAUUAGGUGCUGAAAAGGAAGAAGAAGAAGAAUCCAAAGAAGAAGAAGUUGAUGAAGAAUCUGAAGAAUCUGAAGAAGAACAAGAACAAGAUGAGGAAACUGAAGAAAUUAAAGAUACUAAAAAACCAACAUAUGAUGAAACAAAAUCAGUUUCUGAUAAAUUUGAUGAUCAUAAUUUAUCAGCACCAACAAUGAAGGCAAUUAAAUCAAUGGGUUUUGAAAAAAUGACUCAAGUUCAAGCAAGAACAAUUCCACCUUUAUUAGCAGGUCGUGAUGUUUUAGGUGCAGCUAAAACAGGUUCAGGUAAAACUUUAGCAUUUUUAAUUCCAGCAAUUGAAAUGCUUUAUUCAUUAAAAUUUAAACCAAGAAAUGGUACUGGUGUUAUUGUUGUUUCACCAACUAGAGAAUUAGCAUUACAAAUUUUUGGAGUUGCAAGAGAAUUAAUGGAACAUCAUUCACAAACUUUUGGUAUUGUUAUUGGUGGUGCAAAUCGUCGUGCUGAAGAGGAAAAAUUAGUUAAAGGUGUUAAUCUUUUAAUUGCUACACCGGGGAGAUUAUUAGAUCAUUUACAAAAUACUAGAGGAUUUGUUUUUAAAAAUUUAAAAGCUUUAGUUAUUGAUGAAGCUGAUAGAAUUUUAGAAAUUGGGUUUGAAGAAGAAAUGAGACAAAUUAUUAAAAUUUUACCAAAAGAUGAAAGACAAAGUAUGUUAUUCUCUGCUACACAAACUACAAAAGUUGAAGAUUUAGCAAGAAUUUCUCUAAGACCAGGUCCAUUAUUUAUAAAUGUUGAUUCCAAGGAGGAAAAUUCCACAGUUGAUAGAUUAGAACAAGGUUAUGUUGUUUGUGAAAGUGAUAAAAGAUUUCUAUUAUUAUUUUCAUUUUUGAAAAGAAAUGUUAAGAAGAAGAUUAUUGUUUUCUUGUCAUCAUGUAAUUCAGUUAAAUAUUAUGCAGAAUUAUUAAAUUAUAUUGAUUUACCAGUCUUGGAAUUACAUGGUAAACAAAAACAACAAAAACGUACAAACACAUUUUUUGAAUUUAUUAAUGCUAAACAAGGUAUUUUAAUUUGUACAGAUGUUGCAGCAAGAGGACUAGAUAUUCCAUCAGUUGAUUGGAUUAUUCAAUUUGAUCCACCUGAUGAUCCAAGAGAUUAUAUUCAUAGAGUUGGUAGAACUGCAAGAGGUACUACAGCAAAAGGUAGAUCAUUAAUGUUUUUAACACCAAAUGAAUUAGGAUUCUUAAGAUAUUUAAAAGCUGCAAAAGUUCCAUUAAAUGAAUAUGAAUUCCCAUUAAAUAAAAUUGCAAAUGUUCAAAGUCAAUUAGAAAAAUUAAUUAAACAAAAUUAUUGGUUACAUCAAAGUGCUAAAGAUGGUUAUAGAUCUUAUUUACAAGCUUAUUCUUCACAUCAUUUGAAAACUGUUUAUCAAAUUGAUAAAUUAGAUUUAGUUAAAGUUGCCAAAUCAUUUGGAUUUCAAGUACCUCCAAAAGUUAAUAUUACAAUUGGUGCAAGUGGUAAAACUUCUAAACCAACAAAUCAAAGAAAAAAGAUAAAACAUUAG